GAAUGCCGACUUAAGUGCUAAAGCAAAAGUGUGCAUCAGCGUUCUGAGCGCUGUUCAUUCAGCAACGCCGGACUGAUUUUUGCCUUUCCUCGACUGGGCCGCUUGCUCGCUAUGGUUUAGACCUCAUACCAAAGACGCGUUGUUAGGUCGCUGGCGCCGCAGACGGGCGCUGCUCAGGGAGGCAGCUGCAGUGCCACGCGGUGAAUUCAAUAUGUCCCCAACAUCAGGGAAGCCCGCAAUUGGGAAUCCAGUAGCCAUGCAAGUACCAUCAAGAAAAUGGCUCGGCGUUCCCUGUUCGGUUGCGGCAGCGGUGCUGAUGUUUUUGAGUCUGGGUGCGACCGCUUUGCUCGCUAUGCUUUGGACGCGGAACCAAGGCACGCCAGUCGUCCUUUUAGUGCAGCCACUCAGCGGGACUAGCGCGUCUGGUUUAUACAAAACCUGCGCAAGUAGCGGGAGCGGCAUGGGCAAGCGGUACCUGGUGACUGGCGCAGCUGGCUUCAUUGGCUAUCACUCCGCUGCCAAGCUGCGCUCCCGCGGUGACGUUGUCGUGGGGCUGGAUAACUUCAAUGACUACUAUCCCGUCUCGCUCAAGCGCGCUCGCGCUCAGGCGCUGGUUGACAUGGGCGUGCCCGUAGUGGAGCUUGACCUCAACGACCAAGAGGGGCUGGGCGAGCUGUUCCGGCUGUGCUCCUUCACGCACGUGCUGCACCUGGCGGCGCAGGCUGGCGUGCGGUACGCCGCGCGCAACCCGUUCGCCUACAUCCAGAGCAACAUCGCCGCCAGCGUGUCGCUGAUGGAGACGAUGCGGUUGCAGAAGCCCAUGCCGCUGCUGGUGUACGCCUCCAGCAGCUCCGUGUACGGGCUGAGCAAGCGCUUCCCCUUCACCGAGGACGACCGCGCGGACCGGCCUGCAAGUCUGUACGCCGCCACCAAGCGCUCGCUGGAGCUGCUGGCGCACAGCUACUUCAACAUCUACCGCAUGAGCGUCACUGGCCUGCGCUUCUUCACGGUGUACGGGCCCUGGGGCCGGCCGGACAUGUCGGUCAUGGCUUUUUCGCGCAACAUUGUGGACGGCAAGCCCAUUCGCGUGUUCCAGGGUCCCAACGGCACUGAGCUAGCUCGUGACUUCACGUUUGUGGACGACAUUGUAGCGGGCGUGUGUGGCGCGCUGGACACCGCCGCGCCGUCCAACGACCCGCACGCCGCGCCACACAAUCGGAUUUACAACCUGGGCAACACGCAGGUGCACACGGUGACGGAGAUGGUGCGCACUCUGGAGGAGCUGCUGGGCAUCAAGGCCAUCAUCCGCUACCAGCCGCUGGGCGCCACAGGCGACGUGCUGCGCACCAACGCCAACAUCACCACUGCGCACAAUGAGCUGGGCUACACGCCACAAACCAACCUGCGCGCGGGGCUGCAGGCGUUUGUGGAGUGGUACUUCCAGUACUACGGCGCAGAUGGGAAGCGGCGGCCUGCGGAUGAGGUUGGCUACAUCCCGGAUUGAGCGGCUUGGGGUUAAGUGAGUUGCGGUUGGGGAAGUAGGGGUAGACAGGUAGAAGCAGUAGUGGUGCAGGCAAUGGUAGGCAGGUUGUAUGCAUACGGGGAGUGUGAGAGCAGGAAGCAGCAGCAGGAGGCAGACACGGUUUCCGGAGAUAGCAGGAAGUAGGUAGAGGCCCUUCAGCCGAGGGCAGGUUCCUGGACAGGUUGAUAGGCACGGGCAGUAGCAGCUUUAGUGACUGUGAUUGAGACGAGAUAAGAGGCAGGGCGUGGGGUGCUAAUGUGGAAGUGCGGAAGUAUGGGAAGGGGGCACUGCGCAAGCGGCUGGGCUGCGUGGCAUGGCUGGCAAGAUUCAGAGGAGUGUCAGUUUGUCAGGACAUUCUAUUUAUAUUUGCACACCGAAAAGGCACUGAUUCGCUUGCGUCCUUGUAGAUCCGGCAGUGUAUAUGACAAGCGGCGUCAAGCGUUAUGUAUGAGGUGCUGUGCAGAUUUAUGCGAGUCAAGGCACUCCCAAGCCUAGGCAGCCGAGUGUGCACGCACUACCUGCCGCACCCCAAUUUGUAAAAGUAAUUUCUA
Chlamydomonas reinhardtii is the source of this 2073-nucleotide messenger RNA. RefSeq lists its product as uncharacterized. Bases 461 to 1504 code for a protein of 347 amino acids. The transcript has 5 exons. The record is from RefSeq and is a predicted model, not a curated record. NCBI's taxonomy places the organism in Eukaryota, Viridiplantae, Chlorophyta, Chlorophyceae, Chlamydomonadales, Chlamydomonadaceae.